AUGUUGCCCGCCCUCUACAAAUUCGAACAACAUUCAAAUAUCUCCAACAAAAACAAUAUUCUGAUGGUUGCUGGGCUAAAACCGCUAAAUGAUUGGCGUUCUUAUACUCUUGAUAAUCAUCCGGGGUUAUUGUUAAUACGAAACCCGUUUACAGAACGAGGUCAGCGUUAUUGGAUUGCUCGCUGUCUGCGAGACUAUCCGAGAACACCAAACAAAGUUAAUUUAAAUGAAAGGCUGUUCCCGGAUUCAGCUAGAUCUGACUGGUGGAAAGAGCUUCAUCAAUGUGCCAAUAUCAUUGAGAUGCAACGACUAAAAUUUGCGAUGCGUUGGACAACAUUUGGUUAUCAUCAUAAUUGGGACACCAAGAUUUACGACGAGUCUAUGCGUUCACCAUUUCCAACUGAUCUGAAAAGCAUGUGUAUUUUUUUUUCAUCUAUUUUGGGCUUCAAUAAUUUUAAGCCCGAAGCUGCUAUUGUCAAUUACUACCCAAUUGGCACAAGUUUAUCUGGUCACACAGAUCAUUCUGAACCUAAUCAUUCUGCUCCACUGUUUUCUUUUAGCUUUGGACAGACAGCAAUAUUUUUCAUCGGUGGAAAAACUAACGAUGAAAUACCAACCGCAUUGUACAUCCACAGUGGUGACGUUUUAAUAAUGUCAGACAAAUCCCGUCUCUGCCAUCACGCAGUGCCACGUAUUAUCAAAACAAAGGUAUCUUGGACUUCGGAACUGCCAAUUGAAAACAUCGAAACUGAAAUAAUCGGAAAAAACUUAUUGGAUAAUAUCUUGUAUCAGAAAGUGGGCGAGUGGAAUUUCUGGAAACCGUUUUCUCGUUAUCUAGAUGAUUCACGAAUUAAUAUUAAUGUACGACAAGUGCUCAAACCAGGCGAUAGUACACUGUCACAAAAUAAUACUACCUUGUAAUAUAUUAAUGUA
This is a messenger RNA of Drosophila pseudoobscura, 933 nucleotides long. RefSeq names its product nucleic acid dioxygenase ALKBH1-like. The record is from RefSeq and is a predicted model, not a curated record. The transcript is spliced from 3 exons. Gene Ontology annotation, biological process: oxidative RNA demethylation. The coding region runs from base 1 to 921 and encodes 306 amino acids. Gene Ontology annotation, molecular function: ferrous iron binding; oxidative RNA demethylase activity; broad specificity oxidative DNA demethylase activity. Lineage: Eukaryota; Metazoa; Arthropoda; Insecta; Diptera; Drosophilidae. Gene Ontology annotation, cellular component: nucleus; cytoplasm.